UUGUAAGCAAGAUGCAUUUCGGUUCAACUUUUUUAUGAAUUUUAUGUUAGCCCAGAAAAGGAUUUAUUUAUCGCUUGAUCAAAUGGUAGGUAAAAUUUUGUCUUUUAUCUGUCAAAAUUACAGCUAAUGUUAUGCUUUACCUUACCGACGUCCACUAUUUUAAGUACAUCACGCAACACUGUACCGAUUAUACGUAAUUUUCCGUUAGAAGAACUAUGCUGCAGAUGCCAAUUUACUGAUAAAAGUCACUACACACACAGAGCCCAUGCAUCUCUAAAUGAUGGCUCUCUCUACUGAAUGCUAUAUAAUAACUUGUAGUUUUAUAGCAGCUAUCAUAGUAUUUUAUGGCUUAAAUUGUGAAUGACCCCUCUGACCAGUCUCUAUAUAGCCAGUCUGUCCAAACGUCUGAAACGUUCCUCGUUGGUUUCUGCAUCCCGCCUAUGGCUUUGAAACUUCGAUACCGGAUCUCCUUCGACAGUUUUCGAAACUAGAAGAUAAGCACGGAGAGGAAAAUAAAAGAGAGGCAGAAGAAGAAACGCGAACUUAAUUGUUUCCCAGCAAUAUUUUACCGUUAUAUGAACCUGACUGAAAAUAGCGCUCUUUAGGCCAGGGCCUCCGAUGCCUUGCUAUUUAUAGCACUUAUACGUUUAGUACUUUAAUGAAGUUAAGACUGCCAGCUAUUUUACCCCUUAGUUUUAAAUUUUAUAUGCAAAUGGACAAUGCUGCCCAAAAACGGCUCAGGACUUUGGGUAUGAAGUCGAGAUGAUCAAUGUUGAUUAAAAGAAGAGUAACAAUCGCGUUGCAAUUUUGGUCAAGUUUGAAAGCGUUGGUAGUGCGAUGACUGCAAAGAAAGAUAACAAAAAGUGUUCUGCACGUUCAGAGCUUUUUUUUUGUUUGUUUAUGAAAUUACUAUUACUUUUUUCUCGCUUCCGUCUUCGUCGUGGUUGAUCGAGCCCACCAGUAGCGUGUUACCACGCAAAACAACAUUCUUCGUAAGCUACGAUUUCGUUUAAAAAUGGAAAUCGCGCGACGAAAACGACGUCCGCAGUAGAGAAGCUCACUCCCAGAUGAGUGAGUGACGGUUCAAAAAUAGUUCAUGACCGUAUGAUGAUGUCAUUGUAGGGGGUUCCCCCUUUCUACAUUAAGACAUGAUCAGUGUUUGCAUAAGCUUUUUGAAACGAAGUUGUUCGACCGCUACGAGUGGUAUUACUGUCAUGGCUGAUAAAACUGCUUUCUUGAAGCAUGAUGAGUAAAUACUGAAUUUUGUCGUACAGAUCCGUAUCCGUGCUACAACAAGUCGUGACGGCAUCCCAAUCAGAUUAGGUUUGAUCGAUCUGGAUCCUUGAAAAUCAAUUACUUUUGCAUCCCCGCCAAUUUCAUAUAGACCAGAAGCCCAUCAUAAGCUCCUCAGAUGUUUAUAUUUGAUAAAAAUUAAAUGUCUGGGCCUAGUUUGACGAGUUACAAUGACGAUGCACAAAGAUCAUGGCUGCAUCAGGUAAAAAGCCUUCAAUUGUCGAAUGAAACAGAAGGUGAACGUGGUGUUCUUCGACGCCAAAGUUCAUUGUCCGAAAAUAGUUUUUUUUUUUUUUAAUUUUAAAAAAUUCCAGUGGUGGGUUUUCAGUACGAGUCCAGGUGUCGUUUCCACCAUUUUACUUCGCAACAGUUUAUCAUUAUUUUUCUUUAUUACUUAUUAUUUGACAAAUAUGUUUUAAAUAUUUCCACUGUAAAUGUUUAAAUAUCACCGUGUUGAAACGAAUCGGUUACGCCAGGAAACGUACAAAAUAUUAAAUAACAUUUUUCGAUGGGCAACAGUACAGUUACUAGCUUGUUGUUUUACUUGUUGUUUAAAAAAGCUUUUUAUAAAAGCAAAGAAUUAUUAUUAUUAUUAUUAUUAUUAUUAUUUCUUAUAUAGAACGCGGUUUAUAAGGUAGAUAUAACCCAAUAUGACAAAACAACCCGCUCGUCACGGGAGUAGCAAUAGAAAGUAGAAAGUAUAGGAUCCAGCAGCCCCAGAUUUUCGAUUCCCAUGAUCAUGCAGAUUGCCGAGGGUUAACCAGAAGGAUCGUUAUCUUUAUUGUUAUAUUACAUAUCUUAAUGUCGUCACUGAAUAUCGAGAUGUUAAAUCGGUGUGGCGGCGGUACAAUGUUCAGCAAACUCAUGAAGAAGCCCUUGGAUUUCCCCCCAAAUUGGACUCGAGAGUCAAUUAGGAGCACUUGGGGUCGGCGUAAAAUGAAAUUGUACAGGGGAUCUGAAGACAUCUUGAAACAAUUGAAUUCUCCAUAAACUAUCAAGUUCUUAGGCGCCUGGGAAUGAGGCUAAAUAACUGCAUUUGCUGAAACCCUUCAAAACUCAUGUCAUUACCUCGAGAGCGGCUCAUCGCGAGGGCGACAUUUUGCCUGGUCGUAUUAUGCUUGCUUACGCUUGUUGCUUGUGCCGAUUUGCAUUUGUCGAUCACUCAAACAGAUGAGACUUCAGCAUCCCCCGGACAUUUGACUUUCAGUUGUGGGCAGGGAAGAGGAGAAUUUGACCUUUGCUUGGGUAGGGUGGGGAAUUUGAACCGGAUGUGUCAAGUUUAUCGAUCUGCGGGUCUGACGGACAGGGCUGAAUAACGUACUACGCAUGUCCGUGACAUCACUUGUUUACUUGUCUAGCCCGUGCGCGAAGCACUCGGGCAAAGUGAAAUUCUUGCAAGACCAUUUUAUCUUCGACCAUCCAAACUCAUAUUUGCGAAUGCCAACGAAGGAGAAAUUCUACGAAUACGUUAGAAAUGCAACUAAUGGAAAGAAAUGUUACGUAAUCCAGGGAUCAAGGAAAAUGUUUUUGACCGUCCCGGCGAAGGUUUUUCAUUGUUUUGACGCAGAUCGUCAGUAAGUUUGCAGAAAGAUGACUGAGAAAUUAAAAAAGAGCAAUGUGCUGGAGUUUGGGCGACUUUUCUUCGAUGGUACGUAAACGAUUUACUUAAACAUUACUUUAUUCUGGUUAAGGAGGUGCAAAUCUUUGAAAUGUAGGCCGAGCGAUAGCAGUUGUUGACCGUUUCUUGGUGGCAAGAAAGCCGGCUUUGAGCGCGAUGAUACCAUCAGACACAAGAAGUCAUGAAAGUCAUAAACUUAGUUACAAAUCUUAGUGCAAUGAAAGAAGCUUUUUCGUACCUCUAGCCGGCUUAGAGGCGCUGGUCGAGCUGUAGAAUCAGUAUUUAUUCAGUUAAGUUUGUUUAAAAUUUAAUUUGCACCUUUAAGCUUAGAAUGAAUCAACUUUUAAAGUUUAAAGCUGUUGAAGUUUUGAGAAACAAUCGCAAGUUGGCUCAGCUUUAUGUGAGUUUUCGUAUUAACUAUAGGUUUUCCAUUUAUGACAGGAUUGAAUGAAGCAGAAGAAUCAAGGAAUGAAGAUCUAGACUUUGAAGAGAAAAAUAAAUGAAAGUUCUUCUCCCUGUAAUGAAGCCUUUUAGAGAACUUCAAGUCAUUAAUACUUUUACCAGCAAGCAUCGACUGUAUUACUUACCCAUUUACUCUUUUCAACAUUAAUUUUGCCUGUUGUCAUAUACAAAAAUUUAUAAUAGCUCUUUUGAGCUGAGCUAACAAUGAGUCAUAAAGGGAAACAAGUUUGGAAGAAAGAACUUGAUUGAAUUCGAAACCUCAGUGAUUGUUUUGUGUUCUUACAGUUCUUAUAGUGAAACCAAGCGAGAUAUAACAAGAAAAAUAACUAAAAGACCAUCAUUCAAGGAAAAACAAAGAUAAAUGAAAUGUACCUUUAAUACUGACACUGAUAUGAUGUCCGGACGAUUUCUUAGAACUGAUAACAUAUUGAUAGUCUGUACUUUCAUGUGUUUACGCUUGAAAAUGUACACAUUCGAAUGAAAGAACUGUUUUCGGCUUCGUCCGUGCAUCUUCUUUUGUUCAUAGCAAAAAACGGAAGAAAAAUUGCGAAGGUGGAAACGAGAAUUCUAUAAAGUAUGAAAUAAUCUACCUUUAGUUUAAAUGGGAGCCUUGAAUAUUCAGAAACCACCUUAAAAAUCGGGAAAAUGUGAGGAUGUUUUGAAAAUCCCUUUGCAAACGAUACUAUUAUUGAAGGGACGCUUCGUUCGUGCGUCUUCUUUUGUUCAUAGAAAAAAGUAGAAGAAAAAUUACAAGGGUAGAAACGAGAAUUCAAUAAAGUAUGAAAUAAUCUACCUUUAGUUUAAAUGAGAACCUUAGAUAUUCAGAAUCCACCUUAAUAAUCGCCAAAAAGUGAGGAUGUUUUGAAAAACCCUUUGAAAACGAUACUAGGUUAGAUCCCAGACCUCUCCCGUCUAUGCACAUGCGCAGACGUUGUUCAGCUCUGUCGGUCUGACGUGGUACGAUAUAUAGACGACGACCCUUCUCAGAUUGAGAUGGAGGAGUUUGAACUUAAGGGCAGCUUUUGUAAAGGAAUUGCUUGUUCGACAAGAAAGCUCUGUAAGUAUGCAUUUACCACAGUAUUAAUGCAAAAAACGAGAUCGAACAUCGAGUGUUUAAUUCGUAUAGUACGUCAUUUGGAUUCACCAAGUAACUCUAUUUCUCGAAUCCACAACCCGUAAAACAUUUCUCCUUUGGGAAAGGCAAAAUAAAGCGCAUUUGAACACGCUUGAAGAGGCCCGUUGUAAAAGAGUUCAAAUGCCCUGGGGAAUCAGUGAUCGCCGCUUACUAUUGUGAACAGUCUACUGACACCACAACAACCUGAACAAGUCGCAAUGUUCUGUCGUCAUAUAUGGUAAUAUCCAACUCCAGCAACAACAGUUAUUCCUGUUCUUUAAUUCGUUCCUUACAUAGACAAGCAAUGAUAAUCUCACCUUCGCGGGCAUGUUACCAGCUAUCAGUCUUAAAAUAUUAGCUGGUGGAAACUACAUUACGCGUACGGUUCAUCGUGUCUUAGUGCCUAUCCUUGUAAUUUGUUUCAGUGUUGCUUACCAUGUAACACUAAAAAACUCGUUAUAGAUCGGACUUCAUCGAACUCAAUCGGACUUAAUCGAACGAUUGAGUUCGGUAAUCGAACACAAUCGAACCAAAAAAUUUGCGUGAGAGUUCGAUCAAGUUCGUUUUCCUAACUCAAUCAAACCGCCUAUUGAACUUACUCGAACUUGACCACCCUCUGUUCGUCUAGCCGUUGUUACUGGGCAGGCCUAGUUGUUCUUUCGGUUUUCGAUAAGAAGAGACAUUACAAUGUCGUAGCCGUGAUAGAAUGAUAUGACUGUAUCGGACUCACCGGCGCGGGAUGGUUUAAAUCUAGACACCGGUAUUUUGCUGGUGUUCGCAAAAGCUACAUGUUAGCACGGCGAGUGUUGAAGUACUUGCCAUUUGAUAAUAAAACUCACUCCGGAAUUAUUGGAGGAAAUUGAAUCACGCAGCAAUUAUCCGAAAAUUCCAGCAUUUUUCCCUUCCGGAACGGGAAAUGGGAGCACUUUCUACCAUUAGCUCAUUUCUCUGUUCGUAUCACAAACACGGACACUUGAUUGCCACCCUUCCAGUUACCUCAACAAAAGCCGGAAGGAUGAAUUGAAAAUAGUUAUGCAUCACCCCCGUUUCGGUUGGAAAAGCCCCUGCAAUUGUUGAGCGGUCAUUCCAUCCGGUUCUUUACGCUAAAUGUAAUGGUGAGCACGCUUGUUAAAGCGGACUGACGAAAUCAGGUCAAUCGUUAAUGGUUUUUGUUUGGGAGCGCCAACAAUUCAACUUGUGACACCCCGCUCGCGCAGCUAUUCACGCCCAAACCUCCACCUACACAGGUUAGGUAACUCGUGUGAAUUACCUGUGCCCGGUUAACCUCUUCAGUUUUGAACUAUUGAGAAAAUUAGGAAAAAGUGUACUUAUAGAGGACAGCUUGCACACACUCAUUAACUUGUUUUUAUUGCCAAAUAUCCGUGAACGUAUACGGCCGGUGUUCUAGUUUUCAUACUACUUUUGGUAAGUACCUUUGAGCAUCCUUUUCCUUUGUUCAAGGGAAAAGCCCGGUGGACGGCGUUGUCCUUUAAACUUUUUUUUUUUAUUUUUUCCCCAUUUCUUUCUUUUUUAACCAUGUAAGAGAAUCUGCUAAACAGGUAUUGUGUAAACUGGCAGUUACUCGGGUAAAUUUUACACUACUUGUAUACAUUAGGAACUUAUUUCAUAGCGAAAGAAUUAUAGAGGAAAAAUCAGUUUUUGCUUUUUAUAAUUAAUAAAUCUUUCGUUUUCUAUUUGUUUAUCGCACUGGAAAGUAUAAAGAACGAAAGAGUUUGCUGAUAGCCAUUUAGUGUAAUGGUAGACGGGGACGUGACUUCCCCUAGUAUGAAUUAUGACGCAUAAUAUUUUUUUUCGUGCGGCGUGAAAAUAUGCUAAUUUUUUCCUUUUUCUCUAUCACGGAAAAAGGUAUUUAGCUCGGUUAUUUCUAGGGAAGUUAUAAAAGUGCUGUUAAAAGCUCUUACCCCGCCGUUAGGCCUGUCACAAAGUUACUUAUUCAUUCGUACCAUUUAUCCCUAGCUAAAUCAUGCCUGGCUACAGUUUGGCUGCAGUUGACCAAUCGAGAAUUGACGAAAAGAGUCUGUGCCCUAAAUGUAAGGGUCUUCUCAAAGAAGCUGUUCAGACCAUACAGUGUGGUCACAGAUACUGCAAAACAUGCGUGGAUACCCUGUUAAAGUGAGUUAAUAUGAUCAUGCAGGACGAAUUAUAUUAAUAGUGCAAAAUGAAAAAAUUAUAUCUCUCUCGACAACCAACUAAAACAUGCUUGACGAAAGAAGUUUGGUUAUACUAGACCCUUCCCUGUGUAUGUGUGUGUGUGUGUGUGUUUUUUCUUUUUUACGUCAAAACGGCUUCAACUAAUAAGGUAACGCCUUAAAAUUAGUGAAGAUGUAAAUUUUGAACGCGGUUUGUUGAAAACGAGCGAAGAUAUAUAUAAUAGCUCCGGAAAGUCACCGAAUGUCAACUUUUUGAUAAUCGUUGUAGUCCAUGCCGAUACUGAUUCCUUAACAAAUAACCCGUUUAUUUAUAGAAAAAAUUAAAAUUUAAUCUUUUCAAGGUUAGAACUCACCGAGCUGUUGUCCUAAGGUCAUGAAUGGUUAAAUGAAUUUUAAAAAGCGUUUAUUUCACUCUUUUUUAUCUCUGAUUUAGCCAUGAAGAUGGGAAGUGUGUUAUUGAUAGAUCAGAUAUUAUCAAAGAGCAGGUGAGUUUAUUUCGUUUUCUAACGUCAUAUCUACUUUUGAACUAUUUUCCCCUCAGAAAUGCCUUUUAUUUGUAAUAUAUUGUUAGCAAGAUUACAGUUCAGGAAAUGUUUUCCGUUUUACUUUUUCCCGUCUUUUGAAAGUGUCAAUAUUCUCCUCUACUUUUCAUUCUGACACUUCCAACUUCCCUUUUUAUUUACACGCACGGCGUCUACUAUUUCUACUUCCAUCUAAAAAAAUGUUACUUUUUGGUUUUUUAAUAGGUAAUCAUUUGAAAUUUAUAAAACUGAUAUGAAUUUAUAAAAAGUUUGAAAACCACAAUGCCUUCCACCAGAUUGCGACUUAAUGUAAUCUUGUACAUGAAAACAUGUGCUUGAACGAAGAACUUUGAACUAAGAACCGUUAGGGAGACCGGAUUCAUUUGCCUCUCAUUUUGUCAUUUUCCUUCUUUAUUUGGGAGAUCAGUAUUAAUCUUGAAGUUUUAAUGAUAUUAUAGGUGUUCAUGGACAGAUUUAUUGAGCGUGAAAUCCAGUCAAUGUUGGUUCAUUGUGUUCAUCAUGAUCAGGGUUGCGAUUGGAAAGACGAAUUAAAGAAACGAGAGGUAAUUUACGGUAGCAGUCUUUUUAAUGUUUACACUGAAGAACUUAUCAGUUUUUUAAUUAGUCUUCUCUUUUAUUUAGUAUCGUGCUUGUUUCAGAAAAGUGCGCAGGGACUCCCUUAUGCCGUAGAAGCCGGGCUUGCGAGCGCUAGACUUCGAGUAAUGGCCUUUAAUUUAUCAAGCCGUGAAGAUUGUAAGACACUGUGAGCGAAGCUCUUCUUGGUUUGCAGCCACGUGAAAAGGCAGCCAUGUUGAUGGGCAAUAUAAUAGAACUUUUUCUCAAAGAAUUUACCUAUGAAAUGGAGUUAAGUUCCCACAGGAGAGAAAAAUUUAAAUUGUUCUUGAUCACCAUCAUGGCCGCCCUGACGUUACGUGCAAACCAGUGAUUUGUUUUGUCAGGGGUGGGGGUUAGGGGUUGGGGAGCCGCGGGACGGGCGGGGCGUGACUCUCUUCAAGGGAUUUAAAUUUCCCUAGUGCACAUAGAAGCCCAGAAGGAGAAAUCCCGAGGAGGCACUCUAGUAACUCGCGCGUAUAUUAAGGGAAGUACUUACAGUUGAAAUAUACAGUCAUACAGUCAAUAUAGAAAAAAUCUAGAUUUGCUCGAACAGGGGCCGCGAGGAAUCGGUAGGUAAUGAUGACGUUUCUAUUGUUUGCGCCCCCAAGUGCGAAAUGGUUAGGAUGACGUAAAACACAACAAAUCCCGAUGGAACAGCUUAAAAUAGGUAGAUUUUGUGACAUUAAUUGUGCAGUCAUACUUAGGUACUCUUUUACGUUACGUAUUAUCAGUGACAUUCUGUGGAGCCGUUGUUAUGAAAGUUAUAGACGAAAAGACACUCGUUAGGCGCAGAUGAAGUUAUAAGCUGCGUAGAACAGUGUAUAUUUUAACACUAAGUGACUUUGCUAGACACGAGGUCACAAAUCUUUGAUUGGAAACCUUCAGCUGAACCUUGCCAGACACUCUUUCUCUCUCUUUGACCGGAAUAAAACUCGGCUCAAACCAAGCAAGACGAGUGAAUGAUUCAACGGCUAGCUUAUCACUAGCAGAACGAUGGACGAUUACAGAAAUUCUCCGACCAUCAAAUUCUGUGCUGACUUAUUCCCUGCUCACACAUGUUCUUCCGCUAUAAAGUUUAAAAUACGACUAGAUUGCGCGAGAGUGAAUUAUUGAUCAAACGUACUUUUAAUUUCUAAGGCUUCCUUUCCGGCAAGUAAAAUGAACUAAAUGUAAAAAGUGAAAUAGAAAUAGCGAAAAAUCAACUUCUCAUUAAAUCUUUUCUUAUGCUUUAGAAUAAAGUAUUCUCGAAACUGAGAAUGUUUUAAUAAAAGCUGGGUAAAUCGAACCGAAACUGUGCAUCGAACCUCGCGUUUAUUUCCUGUAUUUGUCUUACCUAUUGUGGAAUAUGUGUGAACAUCUUCAUUAUGAAUCGGUAUAUUUCAAAGAGCUACACAAGGAGCAAGAAUACUAUAUACAGGGCGGGGGCAGCUGUAGUGUCAACUAUUACUAGUAUAUAUCACAGUGCCCGCUUCAGACCGUCCAAUACAAAACAGUAGGGUUUUUUACGCUUUUUGUGUUUUGUCAAAGCCUGAACGAUACUUUACGGUCAUCAAAUGUCCCGUUAUCCUAAUUAUAAUCUUGGAGACGUACCCCGUAGAGGAAAACCCUUUCAUCGAUUUCCCGCUCGACAUUUGCUUACAUCGUGUACAUCACUAGUUCAACUUAAUAAAAUUGUCACUAAAGUACGCAUACGUAUUUCAGGAUCACGAAGCAGUCUGUGCAUACGUUCAAGUACCAUGUGUCCAUUCAAAAUGCGGGGAACUGGUGUCUAGGGCAAAUCUGGUGGAACAUCUUGAGCACUCAUGCAAGUUUAGAAUGGAAAAAUGCGAGUACUGCCACGCUUUGGUAGAAGUUGCUUUCAUGGAGGUACGUGUUAAGUAAUUUUAUUAAGGUUUACUUUCUUGUUUGUUUGUUUGUUCGUUUGUUGUUGUUGUUGUUGUUGUUGUUGUCAUCGUUAUAUUUUAAGCCCCAUUUCCUAACAACAGGUAUGCAUCCUUCCCUCAUAAUGCAGCUUUAGGUUUCGUCGUAAUAUUCCGUUCUUUUUCUAGAAAACCACUGCUCUCUUCGUACGUAGACUGCUUGCGUCCGCCUUUUCUCUUAACAUCCGUUUAGUUCUUAUCUCAUCCAGCGCGAUUGCAAACCACGACGUUGCUUAAUUCGCCACUCGCGUGCCUAGGUCUCGCGCGCAGUAACUUUGCAAAGAAAAAAUAAGAGACUGAUCGCAGUCCACUCUCUUCGUCGUAACUCUACUAAAAUUGACCCUUUCGAUAAACCUAUCUUAUAGUUUCUUGUUUCUUGCAAUCUGGUCAUAGUGGCUGGUUGCCGUUUUUAAAAACCCUCGAAACCCGGCCAAAUGAUUUUUUAUGAAUCAUCAAUCAUGAGGUUAAUGAAUUGUUACUGAAGCAAAACCGAAAUACUAUGGAAAUAUUUUAUGCACAGGGUCACCAGGAAUCUCAGUGUCCUUCAGUCCCUACAGUUUGUCCAGAGUGUGGCAGGAAAGCCAUUCCUCGCGCUCAGGUGAGUUUUUUCGCAACACACAUGUAAGGGAACCAAGACAGUUUUGGAUUCUGGAUUCCAAGCCGCAGAUUUCGGAUCCCAGGUACUGGAUUCCAGUCAGUGUCAGUGGAGUUUGGAUUCUGAAUUCCAAGCGUUAGUGAUAUUCCGGAUUGCACAAGCAAACAUCUCCCACCGAGAACGGGUCAAAAAAUUCCCGGAUUCUGGAAUCCGGAUUUCCGUACCUGGAGCUACAUGAGGCAAAGUUCUAUUGAGGCUGCAGUCGCAAUCAAUAUGCACGAACACAUAUCGCUCACAUCUAAUUUUAUCGUAUUUGUAUAGGUCAUCACUUGAUUUCGAGUGCAAGUUGAAAUAAUAAAAGCAAAAGUGCACUAGCCGUAGGGCGAGUGAACAUUGUGGUCUUUGAAACAUUUACAAGUGCAUAUUUAUUCCAAUAAUUGCACGAAAAAAAUCAUGCGAUUAAUUAAUAAAUUUAUUAUUAUUGACUGUUUUCAAUUCCUCUACCGUUUAUCGAGAUGUAGAUAUUAAGAGAGGAAUUUUUGUUACAAGUAUUUAUUAUUAUUAUUAUUCUUAACCCGUUAGAUAUCUGCCCAUAUUGAUCCAGUGAAUGGAGAUUGCGAGGGAGUGCUAUCAUAUUGCCUCUGGACACAGAUUGGAUGUCCCGAGACUAAGGUGUGGAAACUACGAUUUUAAUUCAGUUGAUUAAGAAGUCGAUAACUUCCCAAGUAUCAAAAGAGAUUAGCAUGGUUAAAAAAAAAAAAAAAAAAAACACUGUAAAUGUUAUACUGUACCUUCAUUUGAAAAUAGCGACGGAAUCAAAUACAAGAGUAAAAUUUUCUACCAAAACAUAGUGGCUUGAAUAUUAUGAUCAGUGCAAAGAUCAUAUCUUCCGCUAUAUCCGCCGUUCAAAUCAUUUGAUUUAUUAUUUCAUAUAUUCUAGGUCAACAUGAACACGCCUUUUACACCAGUCAAACCUAGUCAUAAUAUACGUGAACAAUAGCUUUUCAAAUUUUGAAACAAAAAGCGAACUAGUACGUAUCCUUCCUGCAAUUUAGUAAGUAAUCUUUCAUCAUCACUUAAAACUCUCUUUCUCUCUUUCUCUCUCUUGAUUAUUUUUCCAGACUAUGAAGUUGCAGGAAAGAAAAAUCCAUGAAGAAAAACAUACUUCUGUCCACCUGAUGCUCCUCUUUCAGACCGUUAUGCAACUCAUUUCAAUUGUUGGAAGGAACGAGCGAGAUUCUGGUUAUUUGUCACUGAAUGAAGCAAAUCUCCCAACACAAAAAGAAUUGGAACAGUUUUCUACACAAGUGGAAAAUGCACUAAAAGAAAAUGAUGAUUUAAAAUCUAAAGUAGUUGAACAAGAGCAGCGAAUUCAGCAGUUGGAGAGCGCAAGACAGAAUGGCCCUCUACCAGGAAACGCAGCUGCGGCUGCGUUCGAUUCGCCGUUAGGUGGGGAUCUUUUGAAGAGGAUAAAUACAGAAGAGGCGAAGACAGCUGAUCUGGAAGUUUUGUUCGUUGAAAGCAACAAGCUUAACGAAGAACUUCAGCGUCAAGUCUCUAGCAUAGCCAGGCGGCAGGAGUCUUCGAAUGGGACGGUGGAUAGACUACAGAGACAGUUUGAAUCCAUGAGUCACUCAUUAGCACUUCGUAAUGUAAUGAUGACCGAUUUGGAUGAACAUGUUAGAGAGCAACAAGUUUCUAGUCAUGAUGGAGUCUUGGUUUGGAAGAUUUCUGACUUCGCCAAAAGAAGACAAAAUGCAGUCACUGGAUAUGAAACGUCGUUUUACAGCUCCUGUUUCUUUACCAGUCGCUAUGGAUACAAGAUGUGCGCACGCGUCUACUUGAAUGGUGAUGGCAUUGGAAAAGGUACACACAUUUCAGUCUUCUUUGUGGUCAUGCGUGGUGAGUACGAUGCCCUUCUCCGCUGGCCAUUUAGACAGAAGGUGACGUUCAUGUUGUUGGACCAGAACAACGUGGAACAUGUGAUCGACUCGUUCAGACCUGAUCCCAACAGCUCCUCAUUCCAGAAGCCAAGAAGAGAAACAAACAUCGCCAGUGGAUGCCCUACAUUCUGUCCCCUUUCCGAAGUAAACAAUCAUGCCUAUAUUAGAGAUGACGUCAUGUUUCUGAAGGUCAUUGUCGACACCACCGAUUUAUAA
Porites lobata is the source of this 12467-nucleotide messenger RNA. Lineage: Eukaryota; Metazoa; Cnidaria; Anthozoa; Scleractinia; Poritidae. The record is from the annotation of a GenBank genome assembly.